Molecule: messenger RNA, 2361 nt
Organism: Lotus japonicus
Lineage: Eukaryota; Viridiplantae; Streptophyta; Magnoliopsida; Fabales; Fabaceae
Product: U-box domain-containing protein 18-like
Exons: 1
Coding region: 56-2125 (689 amino acids)
Biological process (GO): protein ubiquitination
Cellular component (GO): cytoplasm; nucleus
Molecular function (GO): protein binding; ubiquitin-protein transferase activity
Source: RefSeq, a predicted model, not a curated record
AACAAAUCACACUUAUCCACAAGUUCCAAACACAAAAGUCCAACACAACCUUUCCAUGAUCCGAAAACUAAACGGGUCGGAUCGCCGGGUAUUGACAUUCCCGGUGGUUUAUCCCGGCGAAGACAUCGCCAUCUCCACCCUCCUCACUUCCCUCAUCUCCCUCUCCAACUCCAUUUCCACUUUCCAACACACCUUCUUCACCGGCAACAAGCGGAACGCGAGAAAUGCCAUUCGUUUGACCCAGCUUCUCCAACCUUUCCUCUAUGAGAUUCGAAACCACAAUCCGGAUCUUCCCGACCCGGUAGCGCUCUGCUUGUCGGAGCUCCAUGUAACCUUCCAGAAGCUUCUCUUCUUGCUGGAAGACUUAACCCGCGAAGGUGCACGGCUGCGGAUGCUGAUGGAGUCGGAGCGGGUUGCGGCGGAGUUUCGGGUCGUGUCCAGAGCCGUGGCUACAGCUCUGGAUAUUUUCCCUUUUGGUGCCGUUGAGGUCUCGGAGGAGGCUGAAGAGCAGGUUUUGCUGCUGAUGAAGCAGGCGAGGGAGGCCAGAUUUGAGGUUGAGCUUGAUGAUGAGCGUGCUGUGAUGGGUGUUAUGUCGAUUUUGAACCAGUUUGAGAACCGGGUUGCUCCGGAUGAGGGUGAACUGAAGCGGGUUAUUGAGUAUAUUGGGGUUUGCAGGUGGAGUGAGUGCAACAGGGAGGUGAAGUUUUUGGAGGGUGAAAUUGGGUUUGAGGGCUUGAAUGAAGAAAAAAAGAGGAAGGUGAGUUUUCUGAGUAGUUUGAUGGGGUUUAUGAGUUACUGCAGAUGUGUGGUAAUGGAGGUAGUGGAUGGUGAAGAAGGUAACAACAAGAAAUCUGAUGCAAGCAAUGAAAGUGAGAUGAUCUUGAGUUGUGUUAGCUCAGAUGAUUUUCUAUGUCCAAUCUCAUUGGAGUUGAUGAGAGAUCCAGUGACUAUAGAAACAGGUCACACCUAUGAUCGUUCUUCAAUUCUCAAAUGGUUGAAAAGUGGAAAUGCAACAUGUCCUAAGACAGGUAAAAGGCUUAGCAGCACUGAGUUAGUACCCAACUUGGUGCUCCGGAGGCUUGUUCAGCAAUAUUGCUCUGUCAAUGGCAUUCCUUUUGCUGAUUCUGGUCGCCGGAACCGUGACAUCACGAGGACGGUGCAGCCGGGAAGUGUGGCGGCAGAGGAAGCUAUGAAAAUGGUUUCUGGUUUUCUCUGUGGAAGAAUUGAAAAUGGAAGAGGGGAAGAGAAGAACCGUGCAGCCUUUGAAAUGAGGCUUCUUUCCAAAACAAGCAUUUUUUGUAGGUCUUGUUUGGUAGAAGCUGGUUCUGUCCCUCUUUUGUUGAUUCUGUUGUCAUCAAGCGAUUCAUCAGCACAAGAGAAUGCAAUUGCAGCACUUCUGAACCUCUCAAAAUACUCCAAAAGCAGAGCUCAGAUGGUUGAGAAUUGGGGAUUAGAAUUUAUUGUAGGAGUUCUAAACAAAGGAGAAAAGAUGGAAGCUCGCCAGCACGCUGCAGCUGUGUUGUUCUACCUUGCUUCUUCGAAUGCAGAGCACGGGAACAAGAUAGGAGAGGAGCCAGAAGCAAUUCCAUCACUGAUCAGGCUCAUCGAAGAUGGCGCUGAUCGAAGCCAAAAGAAUGGCUUGGUGGCAAUGUUUGGCCUCCUUAAGCACCCUGAAAAUGUUAAGAGGGUAAUAACAGCUGGAGCAGUUCCUUUGUUAGUUAACAUCUUGAAAACAUGUGAGAAAGAUGACAUUAUCACAGACUCCUUAGCAAUUCUGGCAACAAUUGCAGAGAGAAGUGAUGGAACAGCAGCAAUCCUUAAAAUUGGAGCCUUGGAUGUUGCUGUUGAAAUCUUGAGCUCUUCUUCCGCUUCAAGGAUGGGGAUGGAGCAUUGUGUUUCUUUGUUGCUGUGUUUAUCACUGAAUGGGGGAGGAGAUGUGGUUGCUCAUUUAGUGAAGAAAGCUUCUCUUAUGGGACCUUUGUAUUCUCAACUCAGUGAAGGAACAUCGCGAGGAAGCAAGAAGGCUAGUGCUUUGAUCAGGGUCCUCCAUGAUUUUUAUGAAAGGAGGUCCUUUGGCUUCAAGGCUCCAGUGAUUCCACGUGAACAAUUCAUUCAUGUGUGGUAAUGGUAACCCAGUGUAUUUUUUUUCCAGCUGGGUAUUCUUUUAUUUGGUUGAUAGUGUGUAUGAAUUGUAGAUACUGUUGUAUACUUGUAUACUUUUUGUUAUUUGUAGUACUCCAUGUUAGCUCAUGUUUUAAAGAGCUCAUGGUUUUAUCAGCUUCUGUUUUUAACUAUGAAGCUUGUACAGAUUAUUGUAGUUGUAAUCCCAUUUAUUUUGUAUGAAUCAAAUAAGAUUGAGUA